Molecule: messenger RNA, 1488 nt
Organism: Xyrauchen texanus (razorback sucker)
Lineage: Eukaryota; Metazoa; Chordata; Actinopteri; Cypriniformes; Catostomidae
Gene: rdh12
Product: retinol dehydrogenase 12
Exons: 7
Coding region: 66-1031 (321 amino acids)
Source: RefSeq, a predicted model, not a curated record
CUGAACACAUUUCACACCGACAGAGAAGAGUGACCAGUACACUCAGCAUUGUAACAGACAGUUCAAUGAUGAUAAUGAUGCUCGCUGUGAUUGCGGCUGGUUUAGGGGUGGCCGCGAUGAUUUUAAGGUUGCUGUCUCCUAGCAUCAGGAAAUAUGCAGCAGGAGCAAUGUGUCGAUCCACAUCACGGUUAGAUGGAAAGGUUGCAUUGAUCACAGGAGCAAAUACAGGAAUCGGGAAGGAAACAGCUUUGGACUUGGCCUCUCGCGGUGCACAUGUAAUUCUGGCGUGUCGUGAUGUGGAGAAAGGUGAAGAGGCGGCGACAGAAAUCCGUACACGAGUGGGUGGGGCUAAGGUGGAGGUGAGAGAGCUGGACCUGGCAGACACCUGCUCCAUCAGAGCUUUCGCCCAGAGAUUUUUGCGAGAGGUGGAUCAUCUGCACAUUCUCAUCAAUAAUGCUGGUGUCAUGAUGUGUCCUUAUAUGAAAACUGCCGAUGGUUUUGAGAUGCAGAUUGGAGUCAAUCAUUUGGGCCACUUCUUAUUGACAUAUCUCCUCAUUGGUUUGUUGAAGCGCAGUGCACCAGCACGAAUCGUGGUGGUGUCCUCACUGGCGCAUAAUUUCGGCUGGAUUCGAUUCCACGACCUGCACAGUCAAGGCAGCUACAACAGUGGCCUUGCCUACUGCCAGAGCAAGUUGGCUAACGUACUUUUCACACGCGAGCUAGCGCGCAGACUCCAUGGGUCAAAUGUGACCGUGAACUCCUUGCACCCGGGGACGGUGAAGUCGGAGCUGGUGCGUCAUUCUACCGCAAUGUCACUGCUGUUUGCUCUCAUUUCGAUGUUCCUGAAGACACCGAAGGAAGGAGCUCAGACGUCCAUUUACUGUGCUGUGGCUGAGGAGCUCCAGUCCAUCUCAGGCAAACAUUUCAGUGAUUGUGCCCCUGCUUUUGUGGCCCCUCAGGGUCGGAGUGAGGAGACGGCACGUAAACUGUGGGAUGUAAGCUGUGAAUUAUUAGGCACUGAAUGGGACUGAGUCAUCUUUUUGACUUGCUUUUCUUCUUUGGUCAAUCCAUGUGGGGUUUUUUUCACACUUGAGUUGUAAACAUUUUCAGUGAUCAUAUUUUUCUCUUUUAUGUCUCUUAUUUCAUUUAGUGUGUGAAAAUAAUUUCAAGUCUAUACUUUCAACUACACAAACCACCUUCAAUCCACCUAGUUCUGCUAAUUUUCCUCCUGUUAUGCCCUUGUGACAAGCAACUUUAACCUGUUUAUUUAACUCUACUUGAAAUCUGUGGACCAUUUAUAACACAUUGUUUUACCCUGGGUUUUAUUCUGUUUGUAUUUUAAACGCCUCUUUAGUUCCCAUCUCAGUAUUCUCACAUGAAGCUGCAUAUUGGAGUUUUUAUACAGAUAUAUGUGAUCAUGCUUUUAACUACUGUGGUACAUUCAUGACCAGAGAUAAAUAUUUAAAUUUAUAAAGUUGGAAAAAUAAA